Molecule: messenger RNA, 2528 nt
Organism: Aspergillus calidoustus
Lineage: Eukaryota; Fungi; Ascomycota; Eurotiomycetes; Eurotiales; Aspergillaceae
Source: the annotation of a GenBank genome assembly
UGUGACUUUCAGCUGGCCCUCAAUGAUAAGAUAUCCUGGAGAGGCUGCGAGAGAGGCUGCUUGUCCGCAACGCCUCAAAGCAAAAAAGGCAGAACAUAGCGGCGCCACCCGAAAGUAUGCAAAAUUAACCGACAAGAGGGCGAUUGUUCGAAAUUGCCUGUUCCCUUUCAUCAUUCACAAGGUGACGGCUAUUUAACCUCUCCAGAGCGACCAUUUAUUCUGUAGCAUAAACCCAACUCUCUGAUCUUCAGCACAAUGUCCCAGUCCACCGAGGACCUCGUCAGACGUUUGCAGCAAGAGCCAGAGUUGUUUCUGAGGGCAUUCGCCACCCCCGACGAGAACAACAAUGCCUUCACCAUCAAAGGCCUUCUCAAGGCAGUCUACCAGCUCGGCUACACGGAAGAGGAUUUUAUGAAAGCUUCAUGGAUAGCUGUUGGGUUCCUACCGGCCUUUCUGGACAAGGACUCUGGCACCCCCUCGUCGACUGCGGGUCUCACCAACGACGCCCCUGAACCCAUUGGAAGUCCUCAACUUUCCAUCAAAGCCCCGGUCGGGCUCUACAGGAUCAGCAGACUAGGUGAUAAGACAGGCGAUGUUGAACCCCUGGGCUUCUUUGAAAUACGGCCACACAAGUCCGGCUGGAACCAUCGCACCUUCAUCGUCGACGACCAGGUAGCUGAAGCGAAGAUUCACUGGGCGGACAAUUACCUGGAGAGCGAUCCCAAGCAGGUUUGGCGACUAUCCACAGCCACCAGCCUUGAGAACGGACCUCGAUACAACCUCGGAUUCUGGGUGGACUUUGCGGAUGCGGCACAGCCGUUCAAGUUCGCUGGUACAAUCACGGCUGGGGAUGGUGGUUCCGAGAAAUUGGACAUCGAAGGGGUUCGGGAUGACGAUCUCUACUCCAGCUUUGGUGGCUUCUUUGGGCGCAUGGUCAACCAAUUCAUAUCUAGCCACAAACCAUCCACACCUCCACCGGAACAGAACGUUGUUUUUGGAACUCCUCCAAACGGGCCCCCCGGGUCAAGUCCGGCGACGGGGUUCGAUAUCGCAUCCGGCUUAGGAUUCACAUUUAUGGAGUGGGCUGCGCAGUGGUAUGCGAUGCGGAUUAUACGGCAGAAUCACGAAGCAGCACGUCCACCGCACGAUGUCGUCCUCGUCCGAUCCGACGAGGACGUUGCAUUUGAUGAUAUGACGGAGGAGCGCAUUCUCAAGCUGGAGGAAGAGUGGCUGAAGGAGAAGAAAUUCAAGGCGCUGGAGCCCUGUAAAAUGGCGGAUUCCGAUCGUCGCGACGACCGAAAGGAUCCCGAUCAAGAUCCCAGUGGAGGCUCUGGCCGAUCGCCAUGGCCUUCCGGCGGUGGCAGGACCGGGGGGAUCAUUGCAAUCGAGACUAAAACGAUACGGGUGACUGCUCGUCAUACGUCCAACGAGGUCAAGAAGGCCUGUGAUGCAAUCCUCGACGUUGUAGGCCGGCCACUGCGCGACAAGGCGACGGAGCUGAUCAUGGACUCUCUGACCAGGUUGAAUGAGGAGCAUCAGGUGGUAGAACCAGCCAAGAACCCCAUCAUCGACUGGCCUACUGUCAUUCAAUCAGCCAUCACCAAAACAUGCCCAAAAGAAGGUGACCCGGCGAGGACCAUUGUGGAAUUCCAGGAUGCGUAUCUCUUGGCCCUGCGGCAGAGUAUCGCCCCUGUUCUCAUGUCAUACCUGGCACCGGUUUACGCGAGUCUGGCGAGCCAGCCCGGCACGAGCCAUGUACUCGACUACUUCACUCGCGGGGUAGACUUUGCAAACUAUAGCAUCAAUGAUGCCCUCCUGAAGACGAUGUCCACUGAGAAGGUCUAUGCUGGGAUCAUAAGCGAGACCAUUCGGGCUACCCUGGUCAAGCAGAGGGGUCUGGGUCCCUCGACGUCAACCACACCUGGAGGGGGUCCCCGCGACCAGGAGUCCUUUGAUCUUCAGCUCCAAGGCCUUCAAACGGCAUCAGAGGUCCAGCAGUACUAUGCCAAGAGUAUUGAUACCAUCGCGAAGCUACUGGAAUCCGGCACGCUGAACCUACAGAACGCAGACACGGUUCUUCGAGAAAAACUAAAUAUGGUGGCCGUCCAGCCAGGAGUGUACGCGCCUGCAGCUCUUCCCAAUGAAUGGUUCCAGACUGCAGACGCGCUGGGAAAUAUGGGGAUGAUGGUGGGUCUCGCCGCCGGGUAUCGCGGCGGCAAAGGAGGCAAGAAAGGUUCAGGAGGUUACGGGGAAAGCGGCCUCAGCACAGCUGACAGCUCCGUGCUCGUUAGUUGCUCCAGUGGCAUCGGCGUCAGCAUCUGAGGUCUGCUUUAAUAUGGUACUCUAAAUUGGAUGAGGACCUGGUGACCAUGUUCUGUUAUGCAGUUACUAGUAGCUGUAGGGCUGAAACGCACACUCUAUGUGUUACAAAUCCAUACAUUCAUGUAUUUCCUUUACUAUAGGUUAUUUAUUACUACCAGGCCCUUAAUAGGCUUCUAGCAAUGCUACUACCGUCUUGAGUUAUGCAA